CUCCACCCCCUGCUGCUCUCACACACCUCAUGUAUCCUCCUCAUCCUCAGGUCUUGAACCUCUUCUUGGCGUUGCUCCUGAGCUCCUUCUGCGCAGACAACCUCUCAUCUCCGGACGAGGACGGCGAAAUGAACAACCUGCAGAUCGCCAUCGCUCGCAUCCAGCGCGGGAUGCAGUGGCUCCGGCAGGCGCUCUGCGACUUCUUCAACGGGAACUUCAAGCGGCGCCGGCAGAAGGCCAAGGAGGCCAAAGCCAUGCUGAAGCUGAAGAGACUGAGCCAGCAGACGCACUGGGCCGAGGGCAACGGGACAGCCGUCAUCGAGCGUGCCUCCGAGGACGACAGCUACAUGACCAACCCCAACCUCACCAUCAGCGUCCCCAUCGCGCCCGGAGAGUCCGACCUGGAGUUCCCCGAGGAAGAGGAGGAGGAGGAGGAGGAAGAUGAGGCCAGCGAGAGCGAGGAGGAGGAGCAAGAGGAGACCAAACCGAGAGAUGACACCAGCCUAUCAGAGGGCAGCACGAUCGACCUCAGGAAACCCGGCGAGGAGGAGGAUGAAUACUCUGAGACGGCCGAAGAGGCCAUGGAACCGGAAAACUGCUUUCCUGACUACGUCAGAGUCACGUGUGUCGGUCACGAUCCUCCUGUUUACCCUCGUUCUGAAGUGCAGGCAUUUGAAGACAUUUACAUUGAACAAAGGAAAGUGGUCAAAGUGGUGCUUGAAUACGCAGACAAGAUCUUCACCUACAUCUUCAUCUUGGAAAUGAGUCUGAAGUGGAUCGCCUAUGGUUUCAGGAAAUACUUCACCAACUACUGGUGCUGGCUGGACUUUCUCAUUGUGGCUGUGUCAGUGAUUGGUCUGGUGGCACGUGUGGUCAAUUAUGAUCAGAUUGACUCCAUGCGGGUUCUGCGGACGCUCCGGGCGCUGCGGCCUCUUCGCGCCUUAUCUAAAACUGAGACCAUAAAAUAUGUGGUGGUGAACGCUCUGAUCGGCGCGAUCCCGUCCAUCAUGAACGUGCUGCUGGUGUGUCUGAUCUUCUGGCUCAUCUUCAGCAUCAUGGGAGUCAACCUGUUCGCCGGGAAGUUCGGCCGCUGCGUCAACCGCACCGGCUUCAUCUUCAACGCCUCCUUCAUCAACAACAAGAGCGAGUGCUUGGAGAUGAACAGCACGCAGUACUACUGGACCAAAGUCAAGGUCAACUUCGACAACGUGGGCGCCGGGUACCUCUCGCUGCUGCAAGUGGCCACGUUCAAGGGCUGGAUGGAGAUCAUGUACGCCGCGGUCGACUCACGAUCCGUGGAAGAGCAGCCCAUUAAAGAGAACAGCCUGUACAUGUACCUGUACUUCGUCAUCUUCAUCAUCUUCGGCUCCUUCUUCACACUCAAUCUCUUCAUCGGUGUCAUCAUUGACAAUUUCAACCAACAGAAGCGAAAGUUAGGAGGACAGGACAUCUUCAUGACAGAAGAACAGAAGAAAUAUUAUAACGCCAUGAAGAAACUGGGAUCCAAGAAACCUCAGAAACCCAUCCCAAGACCUACUAACUCGAUCCAAGGAUUCUUCUUCGACUUGGUGUCCAAACAAGCCUUUGACAUCAUCAUAAUGCUGCUGAUCAUCCUCAACAUGGUGACGAUGAUGGUGGAGACGGACGAGCAGUCUGCCAGCAUCGAGUAUAUACUCUACUACAUCAACCUGGCCUUCAUCGUCAUCUUCACCACCGAGUGCAUCAUCAAGCUCAUCGCGCUGCGCUGCUACUUCUUCACCGUCAGCUGGAACAUCUUUGACUUUGUGGACUUAUAA
Molecule: messenger RNA, 1796 nt
Organism: Sinocyclocheilus grahami
Lineage: Eukaryota; Metazoa; Chordata; Actinopteri; Cypriniformes; Cyprinidae
Product: sodium channel protein type 8 subunit alpha-like
Exons: 12
Coding region: 30-1796 (588 amino acids)
Biological process (GO): sodium ion transmembrane transport; neuronal action potential; membrane depolarization during action potential
Cellular component (GO): plasma membrane; voltage-gated calcium channel complex; voltage-gated sodium channel complex
Molecular function (GO): voltage-gated calcium channel activity; voltage-gated sodium channel activity
Source: RefSeq, a predicted model, not a curated record